UGAUAGAAAAAAUAAAGUGUGUUUCAAGUAAUAAAAAAGAAACUAAAUACAUUUUUUACAAAUACAAUUUUUUAAUUCUUAAUUUAUAUUAUCAAUUUCUCAAUUUAUAAUGAAAAGAAAAAUACAGUACGUAGUCAUAAUAAUUAAAUUUGUAUCAAAAUAAAAUGUGCCGUAAUUAAAUUAAUUACGUUAGGUUAGAUUACUUAAUAAUAUUCAUAACAUAAUAAUUACUUAAUCAUAAAAAUAUUUGAAAAGUAAACAAAACCCAUUGUUCUCCGUAACAAUACAAAAUAAUGGUUUUCUAGGGAAUAUAAGUAUAUUUCUCCACUCACAAUACAAAUUUAUAGGAAUUAUAAUCGACAUACACAUAUAUUUAAAAAAACAACCUUCUCCGAACCUACUCCAGACGCCGCUCACUAUGUUCCUCCAUUUCAGAAGCAGUGGCGUCCGCGCCGCCAAACGCGCAAUGAUGCUGAAGAAUGGAACUCUCUCUUACGAGGAAUUUUGUUUUUUCAGCAAGUUGUUCGCGAGUGUGGCUUUGAAGAACAACGAUACCUGGAUAAUUCAUGGCUCGAAGGAGGAUUUAGGAUCCAUGUAUAUGGUGAAGAAGAUUGCCCCUCAUGAAUUGCACGAGCCACACUUAUGUCUACGUGGCUUGUCAUUUCACCAGCAACAUCGUGAACCAAGUCAUGUGGAGACCAUUCGGGACAUAAUAAGAUCAUGCGUCAAGCUGCUUAAUGACCGAGUUGGCACUCCACCUCAACGGUCCAUUUCAAUGAUGGAAUUAUCAUGCUCACAAGUCAAUACAAAAAGGAUCUUGUGGCACAGACGCAGUCUUAGCUUACCAGACCCCAAAAAACCCUUUGAAAGUGAACCCCCAGAGCCUUUCUCCAUUUACCCUAAGUGGUGUGGUUCCCAUGACCUUCUUCAAAGCUGCUCGGAAAGUGAUGGAGAAUGUUCCCAUAACUUAGGGUCAAAAUCAGCUAUCCUGAGUAAUAGAGAAAACAGUUUCAGAAGUAACAUGUUACCUUUAAAUACAUUGUCCCAAGGUGUGACUUCUAAUGUUAUAAUUUCUGACUGUGUUGAAUCUGAAGACAUUAUUGGACCUCCAACACAAUUUUGUAAUACAGUGAAGUCACUAAAGAAUGAAUCAGAUGAAAAUUACUUCUUGGAUGAUGAUGUAUUCAAUUUGCAAGAAGCAGAUACAAGUUUUUACAAAACAAUUGAAAAAAUUGAUAACACUCUUUUUGAAAACGAACUCCAUUCUCCCACCAUGCCUUCAUCAACUGAAGAAAAACUACUUUUUAGUAUGGAUUCAUCGGAUGAUUUAUUCUUCUCAAACACUGGAACAUCCUCCAGAAAGAAACCAGUAAAUGCACCCUGUGGAAUGGAACCUUGUCUUCUUUACUGCGAUUCAUUUACUCGCGAGGAUCCUGCUGCACUUAAUGUUCCAGAAAAUGAAGAAAAAACCAUGUUUUGGGAAUUCCAUGUGCUGUAUAGUGUUAGCUAUUGUGUUCCUGUUUUAUUUUUCCAAAUGGGAAAAUGGUGCCUUUACAGGAGCUCUGGAGAAUUGUUGACACUAAAUUCCAAGGAAGAUUACGAACAUCCACUCCUUCGCCGACCAUUUUACUUUCUACAUCCUUGUGGUACAGAAUCACUUCUGAAAAUUUUGAAACCAAGUUGGAAUCCACUUGUAAGUUGGUUAAUGACCAUUGGACCAAGCAUUGGCUUAAAUAUUUGUCCUCUCUAUGGACAAUCUCGAGAUGAACCUGAACCUCAAACAAUUUUGAAGAACAAGGAGGCAGUCAUUUAAUUUUGUCAGCAUGAAGAAACCAGUGCCAGGAAUCAAUGUACUAGUCCUGAGAAAAAGACAUGACUAUGGUGAAGAUUACCUAAUAAAAAUAAAGGAACUGUGUUGAUAGGUUUAUUUGUGUAAAUUUAGAGAAACAAAUAAUCUUCGAGAAUAUUUGUUUUUAAAUACAAAAUGUAAAAGUUGUUCGUUGCACAAAUAAAUAUAUUCAUUUUUUUUUUUUGGAAUGAAGUAAUUCAUUGAUCAUAGCAAUUUACACAUUGCCAUAGUUAUUGAAAGUGUUGGAGCAAGAUGAUAAUAACCCUAAUUUUUGUAGGUCAGAAGAAAAACAAGUUUUGUAUAAAUCGAGACAUUUCUCUGUUUGUGUAUAUACUUCUUUAAGGCAUGUGUAAUAUAGGUUAUCAUUAUACUGUCCUGACCCCUGCAAUUAAGAAUAGUGCGUGCAUGUUUUUAUCACUAGAACUGAAAGAUGGAAUGAUGACUGAAAUGAAUGAGCUUGAUGAUGGUGAAUAGAUGCUAUGUAGAUGGUGCAUAUGAUUAUUUACUUGCACUUGCCCACAUGACGAAUGUGGAAAUACAAACUCAAAGUCUUUAGUUUUAUGCAGUGUGAUUCUCACCACAACUGACUUUACCACCCGAGUUAGCUUUACUUAUAUGUGAAUAUUCAAUUGUUUGAACAUAAUAAGAUGAAAUCCUUUUUUAAUUUUAGGUUGCUAUCUAUUGAUCCGCUCUGAGCAGCCCCCAAUUCCUGCUAUCUGUCUCCUGUCUCUGAGGUAAACCCGGGAAUCCUGUAGUACCCUCCAUUUUCAUUUUUGGGAUGAGGAUAUUUACACACUCCCUUCACUUUGUCCCUGAUUGAUAUUGUUGGAGACACUAUGGGACAAACACCAUGGGAAAUCUGAUGCCUCUAUUGCUUUAAACCAGUGGUUUUCAACCCAUGGUUUGGGAGUUGCAUGUGACCCUUUUUGGUGAACUAAUACUAAUUUUAACCAUGGCAUAAAGAUUUCCUUACACCAUCAUUUUAACUACAAUGUAACACAAGAAGACUUUUCACAUUUCCCAACAUUGUUUCAAUGUGGAGUUCAGAACAAUGAGAAAUUCAGAGAAGCACUCUCAAUUCUGAGAUCUGACUUCAGCACAAGGCUUUAGGAUUUCAGGUACAAUGAAAAUCUACUGAAACUUCUAUUGCAUUUUGUUUAAUAUGCUUGCAGCAACAGGCAAAUGGAACUUAUUGAUUUGCAAUGUAAUAUUGAAAAAUUUAAGAAUGUGCUCAUUUUUCAGUUCUACUGUAGGAUUGAGGAAAACAAAAUUUUGAUCAAUCCAUUCACAUGCUUAGUUCAUAGCAUCUGUUGGCAGCACAUAUAUAUGAGUGAAGAAGUUUUCUUCAGAAUUAAUAUUAUGAUGUCGAAACUGAGGAACAGACUUUCUAACACUCAUUUAGAGUACUGCCUUCAAAUUUCUUCACUCAAUAUUAAAGCCAAUGUGACAAUUUAAUGACAAAGAAAUUGUGUCAGGUCUUACAAUAAAUAAGCGAAUAUUACUGUGGUAGGUGUUAUUCAUUAACAUUAUAAAUUGGAAUACAACUUAUAACACAUGCACACAUAGUUCCUGUAAUGUUAAGUAAUCUCUACAGUUAAUAUAAUUAUGAUUUAUUUGUGUUAUAUAUGUAUCCUCCAGUUAUUUUGUUAUUAAUAAAUCAAUGUGGUGUGUGUUACACGAAAAAGGAAAGCCCUUUAGUUUAAGAAGGAUGCUGACCAUCGCUAUACCAUCAAAUGUCACCAAUGCACCCAAAAAUUCUCUGCUUCAAACCAACCUCUCGUGGCCCCCUAUCUUUUUCCCUUGAUUGUUAGUUGCAUUAUGUAUUAAUAUUACUAAAAUUGUCAAAAUCAUUAUAUUUAAAUACUACUAUUAUCAUUUUAAGAUCAUAAAGAAGUAUUAUAACAGCUAAUCUGAUUUGUCAUAGAGGAUUAUAUUAAUUUCAUAUGUAACUCAAUAUAUUAAUUAAUUUAUUUAAUAAGAAG
Gryllus bimaculatus (two-spotted cricket) is the source of this 3831-nucleotide messenger RNA. The record is from the annotation of a GenBank genome assembly. Lineage: Eukaryota; Metazoa; Arthropoda; Insecta; Orthoptera; Gryllidae.